Cynara cardunculus var. scolymus (artichoke) is the source of this 954-nucleotide messenger RNA. Its product is annotated as trihelix transcription factor ASR3-like. Bases 1 to 954 code for a protein of 317 amino acids. The transcript has 2 exons. The record is from RefSeq and is a predicted model, not a curated record. NCBI's taxonomy places the organism in Eukaryota, Viridiplantae, Streptophyta, Magnoliopsida, Asterales, Asteraceae.
AUGUCUGAACCUCCCAACACAUCCACCAUAACGCCCCCCAAUAUUGUAAAUGUCACCCCCUAUCCUGCCAUCUCCUACAAAAACCACCAUUUGCCGGCCAUCAUCCACGGUGGCGCAACCACUUCCACCGUUACUUUGUCGCCUGCUUCGAACCACCUCCGAGAGUACCGAAAAGGCAACUGGACCCUCGAAGAGACCCUUGUCCUGAUCACCGCAAAGAAGCUGGACGAUGAGCGUCGCAUUAACGCCACCACCUCCGCCACACUCAACAUCCGUGGCGGAGAGCUGCGGUGGAAGUGGGUGGAGAAUUACUGUUGGAGUCAUGGCUGCCUUCGAAGCCAGAACCAGUGCAAUGACAAGUGGGAUAACCUGCUACGCGACUACAAGAAGGUUCGUGAGUACGAGGUCCGAUCACCUGCACAAGAUCGACCAUCUUAUUGGUCAAUGGAUAAAACCCAACGUAAAGAAAGAAAUCUGCCCUCCAAUUUGCUUCUGAAUAUCUAUGAAGCUCUAAACGACGUCGUACACAGGAAGAUCCCCCACAGACAACAGCAGCCUCUUCCGCCGGCUCUACCUCCUCCUCCGCCUCCGCCUCCGCCGGCGGCAGUGACAACGCAUCCUCCGCCACCAGCUUCAGAAGCAUCGGCAGAAUCAUCGGAAACAGAAGGAGAGGAGACAGAGAAAGUGGACAGCGAAACGAAAAGGAGAAGGGUGAGAGACAUAGGAUCCAGCAUCGUGGACAGCACCACGCUCUUGUCCCAAACCCUAAAAAGCUACGAGGAGAAAAAGGAGAAACGACACCGGGAGUUGAUGGAACUUGAAGAACAAAGGCUUCGGUUGGAAGAAACACGAAACGAAAUGAACCGUCAAGGGAUCGUGGGUUUGGUCGCGUCCAUUAAUAAGCUUUCCGAUGCCAUUCAUUCCCUUAUUUCAGAAAAGCGUGGCAAACCAUAA